AUGCUGUUAAUCAGACUACUUGUUAUCAUCGUGAACGGCUGGCUGCUAAACUCCGUUAGCUCCGACUCAGUCCGCCAGUAUAAGCGCAGGAUGGCGCGGCGGGCUGACCGGGAGCUCGCCCGGUUAGCAGGUGAACCCUGCGGCAGCUCCAGCGGCCGGAGGUACCCGGGGCAGCCGGGCUCCCUCUCCCCGUCUCAACACCACCCUCUGGCGGCUCACCCGAGGAAGCACACCGGUCGGGAAGAGCCGUAUAGCAUAACCGGCAGCGCUCCCGUGGUUUGUUCACACUCGGAGGGGUGCGGGUCUGGAUCCGACCCCCGCCGCACAUUCCCCACCUUGGAGGCGCUUCGGGUCGCCGACCGAGGACCGGAGGACAUCGGACGGGGGGGCGUUAAAGAGGAUCAAGAACAGGGAGACGAAGAUGGAUAUGUCACCAGAGGGGGCGAUCACGUCUCCUCGGCGGAGGGAGGCUCCGAUGACUACUCAGGGGAGGUCGACGAGGGGGGUCAUCCAAUCAUCAGCCCAGCUGACGGAGAUGGCUCUCCGUGGGGGGGCGGCGUGGCAAAGCCCCCCUCCCCCUCCUGGAUGUCCGCCCUGUACUUCAGCGGGCGCCGGGAGCAGCUGAGGCUGAAGGCCGCUGCAGGGGUGGAGGUGCCCCGGGGUAAAUUCAGCGUGGAGCUGUGGGUGAAACCAGAGGGGGGUCAGAGCAACCCUGCCGUCAUAGCAGGUGUGUUUGACAACUGUUCCCACUCGUUGAGUGAGAAGGGGUGGUCAGUGGGCAUUCGCACCUUGGAGCCUGGGAAACCCGAAGACGCGCGGUACUUCUUCAUGUUGCGCACGGAUCGAGCGGUUAGAUCCACAAUCAUCUACAGCCACCAGCGGUACCGAGCCAACACAUGGAUGCACCUAAUGGCCACUUACAAUGGCCAUAACAUGACCCUGUAUGUUGAUGGCGCAAAGGUGGGAGAGAGCAGUCUCCAGUCAGGAAAUCUCUACAGCUCCUUCAUGAAGACGUGCAGGACGCUCUUCCUCGGUGGCAACCAGUCUGAACAUGGACAAAGUUUUCGGGGCCACGUUGGCGGCGUUGCAUUGUGGGAUUAUGCCCGCUCUGACAAGGAUCUUCCCAGAAGGCCACAGCAAAUUGAUAAGAGAGAGUCUGUUCUGGCUCUGUGGGCGGACUUCACUGAUGUGGGGGAGCUGUGGACUCCACACAAGGUGGGCCUCUAUCCCUCCAUCGUCACCAUCCCCAUCCCUGAACGGGAGCUCGUCUCCCCUUUCCUGCCCACGCCGUGCGGGCUGACGCUCUGUGACAAUACUGACAUCAUACUCGGCUACAACCGCCACUGGCAGUUCCGCUCCACCAAGCGAGUCCGCUACCGUGUCGUCAACCUCUGCGAUGAUGAUGGCGGAAACCCAACUGUCACCCAGGACCAGAUUGAUCUGCAGCACCAGGUGCUGACCCAGGCCUUCCGCCCUUACAACAUCACCCUGGACCUCACAGUGAACACCGUUAGAAAUUCCUCCCUCCGGCAGAGGUUCAUCCUCAGCAACUGUCGGAUUGGGAAGAUUGGGAAUCGGCAGUGUGAUCCCGAGUGCGACCACCCUAGGACAGGCCAUGAUGGCGGGGACUGUCUCCGGCUUGGGCCCUGCUAUAACUGGAAGAGACAGGACGGGGUUUGUAACCCUGAGUGUAACAGUAUACACUAUGACUAUGAUGAUGGAGACUGCUGUGAUCCGGAGGUCACCGACGUCCUUAAAACUUGCUUCGAUCCUGAGUCGCCAGACAGGGCCUACAUCAGUGUGAAAGAGCUGAAAGAGGAGCUACAGCUGAGUGGUAAAGACACGCUCAGUGUUUUUUUUGCAAACAACUCGGCCCGUGAGGAGCUGGCAGGAGCUGCAACCUGGCCGUGGGCGAAGGAGGCCCUCAACCACCAGGGUGGGAUGGUGCUGAACCCCUCCUACUUUGGUACGGAUGGUCACCACGACACCAUGGUCCAUGAGGUGGGGCACAUCUUUGGAUUGUACCAUGUCUUCAAAGGGGUGAGCGAGCGUGACUCCUGCGAUGACCCUUGUCAGGAGAUCAUCCCGUCCCUGGAGACAGGAGACCUGUGUGCUGACACGGCCCCGACACCCAAGUCCAAAGUGUGCCAUGACCCCGGGACAGUCAACGACACCUGUGGAGUGGCCAAGUAUCAGAACACACCCUACAACAACUACAUGAGUUAUACAGAUGACAACUGCACUAACAAUUUCACGCCUAACCAAGUAGCCCGGAUGCAUUGUUAUAUAGACCUGGUCUAUCAGAAUUGGCUGAAGGACCCCCAACCAGCCCCCAUCCCUCUGCCCCCCAUCGUGACUGGUCGGAGCUCUGAUUCCGUCUCCAUCUACUGGGUGCCACCUGUAAGGGGGUCACUCUACCAAAGCUCCAAGCUUCAAGGAUCAGGUGUGAACUGUGGAGACUGUGAGAGAGAUGGCGUGUUUCACCAGUAUGCCCAUGAGGCCACGUCCCCCCGUGCAUGUGACACAUCAGGGUACUGGACCCCGGAAGAGGCCAUUGGGCCACCUGAUGUGGAACAACCUUGUGAGCCCAGUCUGCAGGCCUGGAGUCCCGAGCUCAGCCUCUAUGAUACGAACGUUACAUCUCCGUGCCCUGAAAUUGAAGGUUGCACCCUCACCCUGCAAUUCCUCCAUCCUGUCGUACCAAGUACACUCACUCUCUGGGUCACCUACAUAUCUGCAAGCAAUCCAGCCAUAGCCAGCAUAGAGCUGAUAAAGGAGUCUGGGGAGCGCGUUAACCUCGGACCACAGCACGUCUUCUGUGACAUGCCUCUGACCCUACGCCUUGACACCAAAAGUGAUGCCAUCUCCACAGUUAAACUUGCCACCUUCGACGAGAAGAUGGAGAUUGAUGCUGCUAUGCUGUCCUCAGGCCCUGGUAGCUCUCUCUGCUCUGCCUGCCGACCUCUGGUUUACCGAAUCCUCCGAAAACCACCUUUUGUCGACAAGGACAAACGGGAGAUGCCCCCUCCCACACAAACCCAGCUGACAUUCACUGACAGCUCUGUGAGGAAGGGAGUCCAGUACCAGUACACAAUCCAGGUUGAAGAGAAUGGUCUCCUCAGUGAGGUUUCCCCUCCUCUCCUCUACACCCAUGGACAAACGUAUUGUGGAGAUGGCCUUAUGCAGGGGACAGAAGAGUGUGAUGAUGGUAAUCUGCUGGAUGGUGAUGGCUGCUCCAAGAAAUGCUACAAAGAGAUGGGCUUCAACUGUAAUGGUGAACCCAGUCAUUGCUAUGUGUUUGACGGUGAUGGCGUGUGUGAGGAGUUUGAGCGGCGCUCCAGCAUUAAGGACUGCGGUUACUUCACCCCGCUGGGCUACACAGACCAGUGGGCUUCCACCGCUAUGGCUUCUCACCAGGAUCCCACCCGCUGUCCAGCCCACGCAGCCACUGGAGAGCCAUCACUCACUAAGUUCUGCAAGUCUCAGUACCCGGAGGUAGAUGGGAAAUGGCCCACUGAUGCCUGGUUCCCGUGUACAGCCCAGUUCCACACGUAUAAUGACCUGGAAUAUUCAGUUUGGCUAAAGGUAGGGUUUGACCAUCCUGGAGUGGCAUCAUCUGUGAUAGUGUACCUGGAUUCAGAUGGUUCUUGGUCUUUGGAGCAGUGCAGGAGGACAGUCACCAUCAUCCUAUCUGACACUACUGGAAAGAACCACUCUCAAAACACGUACGACUUGUCAUGCAGGCAGAAUCCGCUAGUGAUGAAUGUAACCCACAACCUCUCUCAACCCUUUUUCCUCACCUCCUCCGUCAUCCUCCUCUUCUCCUCGCCCUACGUGGCGGUGGGAGCCGUAGCCCUGAGGACAUCCUGCCACUUUAGCGCCUUCGCCCUGACUGGCUGCCUGCGACAACCAUGUCAGAUGGAGAACUGCACUCCUCCCCAGCUGGAACAUGCCUCUGUCAGGUGUACAGGUGGAGGGGAGGCCUCCAGCUGCUCAGUUAAAUGUCAUCGUGGUUUCGGUCUACAUACCCAAAACCACAAAGGACAACCUCCCUACCAGAGUGAAACUGUGCUGGAGUGUGUCAAAGGUUCAUGGGAUCGUGUGGUCAGCUGCCUGCCUAUAGACUGUGGCCCGCCUGACCAUUCUCAUGUUUACCAUGCCAUAUUCAGCUGCUCCUGGGGUACUACCUUUGGCAAGCAGUGUUCUUUUACCUGCGACUCCCCAGCCAUACUACAAGGUGACAGUGACAGGCUGGUGUGUUUGGAGGAUGGCCUGUGGUCUUUCCCAGAGGCCUACUGUAAGAUAGAGUGUCCUGAAGCAUCGAACAUACCCAAUGCCAAGCUCCUGACAGCAGACUGCCUCUCCACAGGGCAUGAUGUGGGCACCAUGUGCCACUACAAAUGCAACCCAGGCUACUAUUUAAUGGGAAGCCUUGAAAAGAAGACCAGAAAGAGGUACCUAAAGGUGGAGUGUCUGGAGGGAGGGCAAUGGGAGGAGACAGGAUGUGAACCUUUGUCUUGUCCAGCCUUACCUGACGUUUUUCAGGGCAUGUACACCUGCACCAAUGGUCUGCACUAUGAUUCCCUCUGUACCCUGCAGUGCCCCCAUGCACGGGAGAAUAGUAUAAUCCGCUGCACCAAGGAGGGAGAGUGGACCGCUCAGUUCACCAUGUGUUCAGGGAUUGAGGGCUCCUGUUCUCCUCCCCCUGAUCUGAACUCCGUGGAGUACAGCUGUGACCAGGGGAUGGAUGUUGGUGCUGUUUGCUACCCAACAUGCAUUGUAGCUCCAGACAUGGAUCUUUGUGACCCAGUUGUCCUGUCUAACGGCACCACAGCUGAUUCUGUCAAGCACUGGAUGCUGCCCACCAAGGUCGAGAGCAUCGUCUGCACAGGGAUGACCAAGUGGCACCCCGACCCUCAACACGUCCACUGCAUCCAGUCAUGUGAGCCAUUUGGAGGGGAUGGUUGGUGUGACACCAUUAACAACCGAGCCUACUGCCAGUAUGACGGAGGGGACUGCUGCCCAUCGACACUCUCCACUAAAAAGGUCAUCCAGUUUGGGGUGGACUGCAAUCAGGAUGAAUGCACUUGUCGGGAUCCGAACGCUGAGGAGAACAAGAGGAAAACCAAGCACUUGGAAGAAGGAGGUUGAGGAGGAGUGAUGCUAGAGCGAAAGGCAGGGAGGAAAAGAAAAAACCCUGAAGAUGUGUUACACAGAGUUUCACGAUGAAGCUGGAGAAACACAACAGCGUUUUUUGCCUUUUGUAACACAGGUUGGGUGCAGUUUCCCCAAGAGUUUUCAUGCGCCAAUAUAUUUUUUUUUGCCCCAUUGUAACUAAUAAUGCGGUGUUAGUGUCAAAAAUAUCAAAUCAAAGUGACAUAAGGUGCACAAUUCCCCCUCAUUUCUGCUUCAGUCCAGCCAAUAAUAUCCACCUCGUUAUCUGAUGGACCAAUGUUUUGUUUUGCUUAUGUAGAAAUGAAGAUUAUCUCCACUGCUGGAUUUGCACAAGAGCAGAAAAUUAUAGUUUUAACCCCUAAUGGCACAGAAACAAUGUUAUUAUUGGUGGCUAAACACGGUAAAACAAUCAGGUUUAGGUCAAACAGAGUUGAUUUUUUUUCCUUGCUCAUUUAUGAAUCCAGUCAUCAAAAAGUGGAUCAAGUCACCAUUAUGAAUAAAUUCAAGUGCUUCUCUGGAAUUGGUUGUUCCUCCCAAAUCAUCCAUGCACAUUCCUGAUAGUAAGGGCUAUUACUACUAACUGUGUUAAACACUGUCAUGCGAGAAAGAACUACAAUGGUAGCCCAAAGUGCUUCAUUCAGACAUAGUGAAGCCCAAAUACAGAUGUGUGUUCAGUGUAAUGUUGCUGUCAUUAUUCAUAUUCGGUUCCUUUUGUUGUGACUCCUCAUGGUUGAGGCCAUUUCCAUUUUUUUUUUUUUAUUUGGUUAGUUUUUCCCUACUGACUGCUCAGUUAAAUCCUUAACACAGUAUAACCAUCCUGGAGCCUUUAUAAUUUAUCUGAUAAACUGCUUUGAAAUAUUACCAAGGUUCACAGAAACACCCUUAAAAAUAAGCACCUAAUCACAAUUUCUCAAUAUUGCGACUCUUCAAAAACAGAAAAGAAAAAGGAAACAAAAGCCGAAGAGCGGAAUUCUGCAUUCAAGCCAGACUUAAACGAGCUGAAAGUUAUUGUGAAGAGUUCAACUCGCAGUUAGAGUGUAUCUAAUUUUCCUAAGAACAAUAAAAAAAAUGAUGCUAUCUGGAAAAGAUUGCAGCUAGUAGGACAGUAAAAGGAUACUUAUCUGUAAAAACUAACAAGUAUAGACUAAUAUAUUUGGAUGAGCACUAACAUCUAUUAGAUCAUGUUAUCACUAGUCACACAAGUAAACACUAUAUGACAUAUCACAAAUCCAAUUAUAGUCAUCCCUGCGUACAAUACAGUGCACAACUACCCGGGGCUUCCUGAAAGUAUGUGUGAGGAUACUGUGUAAGGCGACUUCGUAAUGUCAGAACAGAUCACAUUGGGUCAAAUCAGGUAUUUUAAACUUGCAUACAUCCGUUUCCCAAGACACAAGUUCAACAAAAUGAGGCUCUAUUGUUACAUUUGGGUGUUCAGCAGAUCUGUGCACCGCAUACUACUUGUACGAUAUUGUGAGUUUUCAGUCCGCCUGUACUAUUGAGCCAGUUGCGUGUCUUCCAUCUUUCCAAUCACUUUCCAUUACAUGCCGUCCAAUGCCACAACUAUGCCGAAAAAGAAAACCCAAAAAUACAAAAAAACAAAGAAGUGGUGCAGUGGUUUUAGGAAACUCAUCUGUAACUCCAUCUUCAUGUCAGAUGCUUCUGUGGGGCUACACCCAGACUUGCAACAUCUCCCGUAUGCAUGUAUGUCAAAAACGACCGUAGCCAUUAGGGCAGAAUUCAUGCUGUAAAAUACCCCAUGUAAAAUGCCUUACUAUCAAUGUGUAAUCAUGUUCUGUGAAAUAUUAUACUCUACUUUAUACUUUAAAUGAA
Molecule: messenger RNA, 7005 nt
Organism: Lampris incognitus (smalleye Pacific opah)
Lineage: Eukaryota; Metazoa; Chordata; Actinopteri; Lampriformes; Lampridae
Gene: pappa2
Product: pappalysin 2
Exons: 28
Coding region: 1-5151 (1716 amino acids)
Molecular function (GO): metallopeptidase activity
Source: RefSeq, a predicted model, not a curated record